AUGGAUGAUCUCGUUCCAAACGCAUAUCGAACCAAUAAUCCCAAGGCGACUGUCAACGGAGUUGAGAACGCGCCGUUGUUAUCGGGCCCUGUGGUCGUUCGACACGUGAAUGAUCUAGUUCCUCAAUUCGGUUACAUCGGCAAUUACCCAGAUGAAGCCGGACGAGGAGUCAGGGUUUUCCAUAAUACUAAUGUUCCAUUUUCCACGUUCAUCUGCGGUGUUCAGGGAAGUGGCAAAAGCCAUACUACAGCUUGCAUGCUCGAAAAUGCAUUGAUCCCGUCCAAACAGCUUGGCCGCUUGGAAGCACCUGCUUGUGCAAUGGUGUUUAGCUACGGAAGUUGGAGCACCGGUGGAUCAGGAUUCAGUGUCAGCGAAGCUGUGCAUUUGGCUCAUGAGAAACGCGAGUUUCCCGGGCAGAAAGUACGAAGAAUCACCGUUUUGGUCUCUGCUGACAAUGGAGCAAUUAGAAGCUGCUAUGAAGAUCCGAUUCGCAACGUUCGUGUCGUUCCGUUCAAACUCAACGCAAGAGCUCUCGACAUCACUGCCAUGCGCGCAUUGAUGGGGGUCGGUGAUAAGAGCCCUACACUUUACAUGAGCCAGGUCGAGAUGGUACUUAGAAAGAUAUCGUCUGCAAGCAAGGAUGGAUUACUUGACUACAACUUAUUUAUUAGGGAAGUGAAGAAGCUGGACCUGAGUAGGGAACAGAAGCAAGCCCUUGACCAACGUUUGACAAUGCUUGAGUCGUUCCUCGAUCGGGACGGUAAAGCGGCAGAACCGGAGUUUCUCCCAGGCGAGAUGAUUAUCAUGGAUCUUUCUGAUGCCUUCAUGACAUCUAGUACAGCCUGUGUUCUUUUCAAGCUAGGGCUGGACCGCUUCCUACAGUCACCCAUCAAGAACAAGAUGGUCGUGUUAGACGAGGCGCACAAGUUUCUCACGGACAGUCUCGACAACAUCAUUCGUCUCCAACGGCACUGGGGUACCCGCGUCAUCAUCUCCACGCAGGAACCAACUGUCUCUACCGCACUCAUUGCACUCUGCUCUGUCACCGUCAUUCAUCGCUUUACAAGUCCUACAUGGUAUGUCGCACUUAAAAAACACAUCGGCCCCAUGGAAAACGACAAUACUCUCAUGCAACAGAUCGAAGGAUUAAACACUGGAGAAGCGUUAGUAUAUGCUCCCAGCGCAGUGCUUGGGAGAAAUGAUGACGACAGCUUAGUAAAAGCUACGGGUCAGCUGCUCAAGAUUACUAUCCGGAAAAGGAUAACACACGAUGGUGGGGAAUCGAUUAUGGCCAUGUAA
Messenger RNA from Alternaria postmessia, 1299 nucleotides. RefSeq lists its product as uncharacterized. The record is from RefSeq and is a predicted model, not a curated record. The coding region runs from base 1 to 1299 and encodes 432 amino acids. The transcript is spliced from 2 exons. Lineage: Eukaryota; Fungi; Ascomycota; Dothideomycetes; Pleosporales; Pleosporaceae.